Cladocopium goreaui is the source of this 1464-nucleotide messenger RNA. The record is from the annotation of a GenBank genome assembly. Lineage: Eukaryota; Dinophyceae; Suessiales; Symbiodiniaceae.
AUGCCUCACACUGCCAGGUUCCACUCCGGCAUCAUCUGGGGGCUGCUCUUUGAAUGGUGCGCCCUCUUUCACCCUGCGGUCGCUCCCGGGCUUCAGGAAGAUGGACCUAUGACGGAACGGUUGCGCUCGUCAGCCUCUUUAGGGGAUGGCAUGUCGCGGCUGCGCGGGCAGCAGCAGCCGACUACACCCACUCGUGUCAGUGCAGAUUCUUGUCUUAAAUGCGAUGUGAAACCUGAAUGCAUCGAUGAUGAUGUUGGGGUUUUUUCCCCGGAGACCCGGGCUUUGAUCAAGGGUCUUGGUGACAGUCCAGAGUCUUUGCAACUCAAAGCGGAAAUUCUCAAUGCUGAGCAGGAACUAGAGGUGGAAAUAGAGUUGAAACGUGAAAAACGCAUGAGAGAACUGGAAGAAGAAAUCAAAGAGGAGGUGGAUGCAAAGCAAGCCAAGCUAGCCAGUUUGGAUGCUCAGUUGUCAGAACGGAUGUUUCUGGUUAGUGAGGAACAGACCCUGUUGGAUGAUCUCAAACAAAAAGCACAUGAAAUGCAGUGUAAGUUGGAUGAGGAGUCCCGCAAGUCCAUGAAUGCCAUGGGUCGUGAGCCCCCGACGCAUGCUGUCUUUCCAGUCCCAUGUACCAGGGUCUCAGACCCCAAAAGUGCCAUGAAAGAGAAACUCAGGGAGAAACUUGAAGAAACUCAGAAAAAGAAUCAGGUGGUGCAAAACGAGAUCAUCUUCUUCGAGAUUUUGUCUGCAGCCAAGUUGCAAGCGCUGGUGACUUUGCGCAACAGUGCCAGGUCCUGGCGCCGCAAUUUGCAGGGGUACUCGUGGCACACUGAAGAAGAGCUGAAGAGCACACUGGGUUGGGCAGAGGCAAAAAUCGAAGGGGCGGUGAAGUAUUGCACCAAAAGGAAGAUGACAAAGAAAUGCCUCUAUGACGACAAGGCUGUGAAGUACCUUGUCAUGGUUCGAGACGAUGUGGAGGCUGGUGACGAGAAGCUGAAGGAGUUGGAGCAGGAGAUGAAGGACUGGGGUCUGUUUGAUACAGAUUUUUGCCUUGGGGACGUCUUCGAGGACGAGGAAGACACCCCAGGCAAUAGUGACUCCAAACCAAAAAAACGUAUCGGAGACUGGCCGUCCGUAGAGGGCGAAGAGAGUGUCGUGGAAUACGUUGGAGCCUACAAAAAAGCAUGCCUUUCAAAGAAGGCCCUCAUAAAGAACACCAAAGACAGGUUAGAGAGGGACCAAAGCAAGGGUCACGAGAAAGACCUCGAAAAUCUAGAGAAGAGUGCAGGCUGCUUGGCCCAGACAGUCCUCAUUGGGUUCGAAAUUCCGAAGCUUUCCCGCUGCUUGAAUCCUGCCCAGCGGCUCAGGCAAGCUGAAUCAGCUCUACCAGGAGCUGGGUGCGAUCGAAAUUGGAGCCCAGGGCCGGGAGAAACUUGUGCUGCACCAACCAAUGGCCAGGUUGAUUGA